This is a messenger RNA of Cimex lectularius (bed bug), 1190 nucleotides long. It is a transcript of the gene PIG-L, whose product is annotated as N-acetylglucosaminyl-phosphatidylinositol de-N-acetylase. Gene Ontology annotation, molecular function: N-acetylglucosaminylphosphatidylinositol deacetylase activity. Bases 75 to 941 code for a protein of 288 amino acids. Gene Ontology annotation, biological process: GPI anchor biosynthetic process. Lineage: Eukaryota; Metazoa; Arthropoda; Insecta; Hemiptera; Cimicidae. The transcript has a single exon. The record is from RefSeq and is a predicted model, not a curated record. Gene Ontology annotation, cellular component: endoplasmic reticulum.
AUAUCAAUUUUGAACGAGGACCCAUUGGAAAGAGCACCAACUAAUGUACCCGAAUUUUAAUUGAUAAAACCGCAAUGGAUUUAUUUACUGAUAUAUGGGGUAUAGUUAUCGGUUGGUUAGAAAGCACAUUUACGACAUGGGCUGGCAUAUCAUUUUCCAGCAUUUUUGGUCAAGUGCCACAGCAUUAUUUGUUUUUAAUUUAUCAUUUCUUACUCCUCGUAAUGAUAGCCAUUGCGACGUCUAUGUUUAUCGCUUUCAUUUGGCAAAACAAGAUGAAAGGCAUGUCGAAAGAUUUGAACAGAUUGAGGCGUGUUCUUCUAGUCACAGCGCAUCCGGAUGACGAGUGUAUGUUUUUUGGACCUACAGUGCUUCAGUUGUUGAAAACCUCGAAUCUAUACCUGGUUUGCCUCAGCUCUGGGGAUUACUACGGAGAAGGCCACGUAAGGAGGGAGGAGCUCUGGGCUAGCUGUGCGACACUGGGGAUCAAUCCCAACAACAUCCAACUCUACCAUCAUGACGCACUUUUGGACGAUCCUAUCGGAGAAUGGAACGACAUAUUAAUAGCGAAUAUUAUUUUAUCUCAAAUUGAGACACUAGCCAUCGACAUGGUGAUAUCAUUCGAUGGAAGCGGUGUCAGUGGACAUAAAAAUCAUAUAUCCAUUUAUAAAGGUUUAGAAUAUCUAAGGACAAAUAACAUGUUGCCAAAUGACUGUGAAUGCUAUGCUCUAAAUACAGUCAGCAUAUUGAGGAAAUUCUUUGGUGUCAUGAACAUUUUGUUUGACAUUUCGUUUUCUUCUUAUGUACUAACCUGUUCUUACAAAGAGCAACAAAUCAUAAAAUUGGCCAUGUCUAAACACGCAUCACAAUAUAUUUGGUUCAGAAAAGUGUUUAUGUUCUUCUCACGCUACACGUACAUUAACAGCUUCACCCGUACAAGUUGACAUUAAAUAACGUAGCUCUUGUACAUUCAAAGAAGACAAAAUAAUUCUGGUGAACCAAUGCUUCCAUCAUCCUCAGUUUAACGCGUUCUUUGAUAAAACCUUUAAUAAAAUUGGUCUUUCCAUUUUGUACACAAUUUUUAUUAUGUACUGAUUUGUUUUUAUGAUGUACUUUUCUACCUCUUUGUAAUUCUUCCAUUGAAUGAUUUUUCCUAAAUGUAACAUGUAUUAAAGAUAACAUUUUAACCUUUU